UGGAACUCUCCCUCACGCAAUGUGUGAAGCGUUCUGCAUGGACAAAUAAGACGCAUAUGCAACUAUAGGAGCUUGACAGGAAAGAUCGAAAAACUGUCGGAGACGGCUCAGAAUGUUUAGGAUGUAAACAAACACGCAGACUGGAGCAAGGCAGUGACGCGAGGAGUGAGUAAGAGUCAUUCUCUUGAGCCUCACACAUCACCAGCACGCACCAUGAGGUUGUCCGUCAACAUCGAGACUCAGACCAUCUUACUGGAGGUGGCGGAGGACCUGGAGCUGGAGAAUUUCAAGGCGUUGGUCGAAAUGGAGGCUGGGAUUCCUGCAAAGGACAUGUUUGUGAUAUUCAACGCACAGCAGCUUAGUGAUGAUAAGAAGACCCUGAAGGACUAUGGAGUGAAGGAUGGAGAGCUGCUGAUGGUUCUGCGGCGGGAAACUCUCCUCGGACAUGCUGCUCAAUUUGUCCAGCAGAGGCGGCAGCAGCAGGGACAGCAGACACAACAGCAGCAGCAACAACGGCAGCAGAGAGGGGGUUCUGUACCUGCAGCUGUUGGUCAGAUAGAUUUUUCAAGCAUUCAGCUGCCCAGACACCUUCAGCGGGGUGGUAAUAGCACUAGCACCAACACCACCGCCACCAGUCCCACUCUGGGUGCUGGUGCCCGGGCUGCAGCGCCACCCACUUCCAGUCAGGAUGGUGAGGGGGCAGCCAACCUGGAUUUGAGGGAGAUGGGGCUAGGUGGUGCAGAUGAUGACCCAGCUGUGAUCCGAGACGUGCUAUUGGCCAACCCUGAACAGCUGGCACUCCUCAAGUACAACAACCCUAAGCUGGCAGAGGCAGUGACCAGUGGUGACCUUGAAAAGUUUGCCACAGUGCUAAGGGAGCAGCAGGAAGUGAGGCGCAACAGGGAGCAGCAACGUAUUCGCUUGCUGACAGCAGAUCCUUUUGACAUGGAGGCCCAACGGCUUAUUGCUAAUGAGAUACAGCAGGAGAACAUCAACAGCAAUAUGGAGACAGCAAUGGAAUACAACCCAGAAAGCUUUGGCCUUGUCCACAUGUUGUACAUCAACUGCAAGGUGAACGGCCAUGAUGUAAAGGCCUUCAUUGACUCAGGUGCACAGAUGACCAUCAUGUCCCAGGCAUGUGCUGAACGAUGCAGCAUCAUGCGGCUGGUGGACACACGGUGGGCUGGUGUGGCCAAGGGUGUUGGUACCCAGCCCAUCAUUGGCCGUGUCCACCUUGUCCAGAUUCAGAUUGAGGGGGACUUCCUUGCUUCAUCCUUUGCCAUCAUGGCAGAUCAGCCCAUGGACAUGUUACUUGGCCUUGAUGUGAUGAAGAGGCAUCAGAUGUCCAUUGAUCUCAAGAAUAACCAGCUACACAUUGGCACCACAGGCACCUCCACUGCAUUCUUAAGUGAAAGUGAGCUUCCAGACUGUGGGAGACUGACACGGCUCAAUGAGGAGGAGGCACGAUUGCAGUCUGAGAGGAUGGCUGAAGACAGGGCACUAGCUGAGGCUCUUGCUGCCAGUGCUAAGGAAGGUGCUGGGACCUCUGGUGAAGGCACGGAGGCAGGCAACCAGGAUCCAAACACAAAUAAAGGAGAAAGUGCAAAAGAAAACACCAAAGAAGAAGCUGCCACUUCCACUGCAGCUACCUCACCAUCACCACAGUUACAGGCCGCCAACCCUGACCCUCCUAUGGAUAACUUUUCUGAGUCAGAUGUGCAGGAAAUAAUUGGCCUUGGGUUUAGUCGGUCACAGGCUGUGGAGGAAUUACGGCGGCAGAAUGGGAACAAAACACAAGCAAUGGCUGCCCUAUUUGUUAAGUCCCUUAAAAUGUAGGUGGGUCUUUCAGCUUUUAUGUACAUUUUUUAAGGUGAUGCUGAUGGGAAAAGGCUUUUAUAUUUUAAAGAGGGUAUGGGGAAUUGGGAAAGACACUUAUCUUGAAACUUUAGGCCAAGGAGGGCAAAUAAGUAUGUACAAAUUGGGUCCAUUGAAACAUCAUUUCCCAUUGAAUUGAAAUAGAUUAUGAAGAAAGAAAAGAAUAGUAAUAAUAUCUUCACUCUAUUGUCAGGCAAGAAAAGCCAAGCCAUGCUGAGAAAAGAAACUUCUGUAGCAGUCUAAGUAAUCUAAGUUUUGACAGAUAAGUUGUAUAAUGUCUAGGUUGGACAUUGAAAUGAUAUUUGUGGUGUGUUUACAUUGACAAUUUUAUACCUAUUGGUAUUUAGGUGUAGCGAUUGGAUGCCAGUAGAAUUGGUGAACUAUAUUCUCAUGUGGUUCAUAAUAAUGCAAGACAAUCCCAACUGAUCACUUGAUUUUCUUAUUCAUUAACAUUGUAGUAAUUAUCCUGAAUUACUAUGAUCUUUUGGUUAUCUCAUUUCCUGUCAUUCUUUUCUAUAAGUUCAAACCACUAUAAGAUGCUACAUUUGACAUCUUUCACCACUACACAUGUUCAUUACUUUUAUCAUCCAUCCUUAGCACACGUCAAACUUUUCAUGUACGAGGAAUAUAGUUUGAAGGAAUGGAUAUCUGAUAUAAAUGGAAAGAUGUUAAAUAAUAUAAUAUUUUUUAGUAUUUGUUAUAUUUUUGAAUAAUAAGACUAAUUACUCUUGUUCAUUUUAUGAAUCAAAUGCUUUUGAAUGGAAAUUUAUAUACUGUUGGUACAAAAGAAAGAGAAGGCUUUGAGAUAAAGUAUUAAAAUUACAGGAUGGUGGUGUAAACUGAAAUGAGCAGGUACAAGGUUUGAAAAAUCAAAUGAAAGCCUAAAGUACAGAUUCUGAUACAAGCACAUAACAAACUAACACACUAAUUAUCAUUGCAUUAUGGAAAUAUGACUCGUGCCAUAAACUUGUUUCCUGCAUGAUCAAACUUGUCACAGUUUGUCUGGCAGUGUCAAGGUGGGAACUGGCAUCUCAUUCUUAAUAGCCCUGCAUCUACCACCAGAACAUUUAGUCAGGAUUGAGCAGCCACAAUGACAAUACAGCAAUCAGCUCCAUUCCACCAGUGCUUUGUUUCUUUUUUUAUUCCUUGCCAUUUAUUAGCUAAAAUGGUUUCCUGCUUGAUGUUUUCUACUGUACUUUUUAUACAGUAGCAUUUGCUAAAUAAUGUUCUGGAUACUCUUGAUAUUUAUAAUUGAGAAAUGGUUUAUGCUUGCAGUGUUGCAAAUCCCAAGCAGUUUGAGGAUUUGUAUCUGCAAUACUUAGUGAUAACUAAUAACAUGUUGAAGAUACUUCCUUAUUCCCUAUUCAGUAUCAGACUGUCCCAUUAAUUUUGCCCUUUGAAGGGAUGCAGUUAUGGUAACACUGACAUUGGACUGAUACUCCCAUCCAAUGACUGAUGUAAACAUUCCAGCCCUCAUUUAAUUAUACCAAAUAUUGAAACUCACUUCUAAGAUAAUACAUUUUAUAAAUAAAAAAUUAUCUGGCUCCUUACAAGUAAAUAAUGGUUUUAGUGAGAAUACAGAGUUAAUUGGUAGUGCAUCAUAGAUGGAAAGUAAUAAAUCAAGUAUAAUAAUAGACUCAGCUUCUAUUUUUUAGGUAUAUUAUAAAUGAUCUUGAAAAUAUGUUUGUAAAGUUCCAAAUUGUGCCAUAAUGUUAUAAAACUACAAAAAAGCCAUAAACUCACCUCUCUUGUCUUGGAGGUGCAAUUCUUGGUGUAAUUUAGACGACACCACACUUCACAUAGUGGUACAGAUAUGACUGCCCUUUGACAAUCAUUAUUAGUAAUUAUAUUUUAUGUAACACAUAAGUGAUAUAGACAAACCAGAAAAAAGCAUGUACGAUAUUAGCAUCACAACAUUCAAGUGAAUCACCACUUCUUAUCUGAUCAAUCCCCAUAGCAGUGGAACAUGCAUGACUGAAAAUAUAGACAUAGCAUAUUAAUACAAAAGGCUGUAAUACAAACAUUCUAGAGUAAAUACAACUGUUGGUAAAUGCCACCAAAUGAAAACCUCAGUUUUUGUAUGAUAGUUUUUCAACUGCCUUGUUCCUCUUCUGUAAACUAAGAUCAAGAGAAAAGUAUUAAGAAUUUUUUAGCUCUUAUCAUCCCUAAAUUUAGUUGAGCCUGAGUAAGCCAUCAUUAUCAGAAUUUAAUUUAAUAUCCUCUUUUUUUUCCGUAUGGAGUUGGACAGUCAUGUGUUUCCUCAUCCACAUGUUCUUCUCUGACAGGGAGUAGAUUUGUUUCAGAAUGAACUCCCUCUAAGGAGGCUGAAGACCAAGGCUAUGAAGGUCCCCUUCCCCAAGGCUGACUGCACCAUGUGAUGCAAAUACACUGCAUGGGUGCAUCUCAUGGUGAUCAGUGGGGUUGUCACAUCCCUAUGCAAAUGAGUGAGAAGAGACAUUGUAAUAUGGACAGUCUUCAUGUAUGCCUCAGCCAUUCAUUCAUACCAUGGGCUGGUUGCACAAAAGUUUAGUGCCUUACAUUAAUAAGGAUCCCUCACAUUGCUUGAGGCCAGUUCUCAAACCUCAUCUGUUUUUUUCCAAAAUAUAGAAUAACAGGACCUUAUCAUGGGUUGCUUAGCAUCACCCUUUAAAGUCAACCACAGUGAACCAUAUUUGCACAAAACCUUCUGCUAACCACUAUUCAAAGUAUUCAUGAGAGAAAUGCCUUGAUUUUUUUUCUAAUAAGACAAAAAAAAUUGUGAAGUAUGUGCCAAGAGUUCUAGUAGUAAUCAUAGCAAUAUCAAAUUUGUCUAUAACAUCAUAAAAUUAAAAGGGUCUAUGCCAAGUAAUAUGUCACUGGAUGAUAUGGUCAUGAUGGUUGGUUUAACAAGUUGAUAUAUUGAUGGUGAGGGUGUCUUUAAAGGUCCUGCCAUCCCUUACUAACUCUUAAACUGAAAGAGUAUCAUUAAAAGUUAUAAUUCUGUGAAGUGAAACAUGAUAGUAGUACUUAAUAUACCAUUAAAUUCAUUUGGAUAAUAUAUAUAUAUAUAUAUAUAUAUAUAUAUAUAUAUAUAUAUAUAUAUAUAUAUAUAUAUAUAUAUAUAUAUAUAUAUAUAUAUAUGACUAGGAUGUAAAUAAUGAAGAAAUCAGCUGACAAUCAAGAAUCCAAGAUUUGUAUGCUGAAGUGUUAUGAUUCAGUGACACUAUAUUUAAUAUUAAUGCCACAAGACUGAAUGUUUAAAUGAUACAGCUACAUUAAGAUCUAUAGUGUGAGAGUAUAUUUCAAAGGAAACAUGUAGUUGCCUAUUGCACUUGAAAUACACCAUAAUACACACUUCUCAAUAGCAAAAGGCAGGGUUACUAAACUGUUUUAAUAUGUUACCUACUGUAAUAAUUUAGAUUAUCUGUAAUAUUCAACAAAUAUCUGAUAAGAUUUACAGUUUACAUUAAAUCAUUAUUAGGGUAUUUGAUUUAAAGCAAAGAUGUUGAAUUCUAAAUUUACAUGCUAGCAAAAGUAUAAGUAAUUUGUAUUAAUCCUCAAAUACAAUUAGCAUUCCAAGUAUUGACUGAGUAAAAUUGCAAAUAUGUAUUCAACUAAGUUUCUGAUGUGGGCAGGAGCAAUCAGAGACUCUCCAGCUUAAUGAAUUUGAACAAACAUGUAUCAGAAUAGAAAGACAAAUACCUACUAAAGGCAGCUGUAAAGGUCUCUAAAGUCAUUGAAUAAAGUAUAAGAUAACAUCUGUUGUUCAAUGGGCUGCAUUACUGCUGUCAGCUAAAUAUAUAAACACAGGUAUAAUUGUGUUUGAUAGGGAUUGGCACAUGUAGGCAUACUGGUUCCUUGCAGCUUACCUUAUGUUCGUAAGUUUGUAACAAAAUCUGUCAAUGUAAAUGCACCACAUUUCACAGGUUUUAUGGCUGUAAUAACAUUUAGGCUAAAGAGAGGAAUAUAAUGUAUGUAAUAUGAAGACUUGAAUUGUACAAAUUGAGAACAUUUAACUAAACACAAGCAUAGGUGAAGGAGAUUUUAAUGAUUUGGUGUCACUGUGUUUUCCAUUGAACUAUGACAGAAAAUAAAUAAAAAAGGAGUAAAGAAAA
Molecule: messenger RNA, 5969 nt
Organism: Scylla paramamosain (green mud crab)
Lineage: Eukaryota; Metazoa; Arthropoda; Malacostraca; Decapoda; Portunidae
Gene: rngo
Product: protein DDI1 homolog 2-like
Exons: 10
Coding region: 214-1836 (540 amino acids)
Biological process (GO): proteolysis
Molecular function (GO): aspartic-type endopeptidase activity; protein binding
Source: RefSeq, a predicted model, not a curated record